AGCCAAAAAUGAGAAAUGUGGCAACUGUCUGGUUGGCAGCGAGAAAACGAUCAGUGUGAAUCGAUUCUCGAAAUUGUUGAGAUGUCUGGAACUGGCCCGCCUUUGCCACCGGUGGCAAUCGCUUUUUGUUUGUUAAUUGCAGGUGUUUUAGCCGGCCAACAACGGACGUUUCUCUUCCAUCCGAACAGCAUCCGCUACAAUGUCAACAAUAACCGCCCGAUUAUCGGAAUUCUAUCACAAGAGCCUUCAAAGUCAUUAGCUUCCGUUUCACCUGAGAGUGCGAGUUACAUCGCCGCAUCCUACGUCAAAUGGCUGGAAGGCCAGGGCGCUCGAGUCGUCCCUAUUAAAGUCAAUCAACCAGAUUCGUACUACAAAACCGUGUUUGAAUCCAUCAAUGGGUUACUCAUUCCCGGAGGCGGUGCAAGUCUAAUUUCAUCCGGUUACGGCAAAGCUGGCUCGAUUUUGUACGAUUUAGCCAUCGAAGCAAACGACAACGGAGAUUUCUUUCCCGUUUGGGGCACCUGUUUGGGUUUCGAAUUGCUCCUUUACCUGUCGGCUGGCAAAAACAAUUUCCUAACUACCUGCAAUUCUUACAAUCGAGCUUCUUCACUUAGAUUUCUAUCAGAUGCUGCCGUCAGUCGAUUGUACCAAAGGGCACCGAACGACGUACUCAAGACGUUGAGCAAAGAGAAAUCGACGUCGAAUUUCCAUCACUGGUGCAUGACGAGAGAGAAUCUAACAGCUUCGUCGCUGGACAAUUUCUACAGACCAUUGGCCACAUCGACGGACGACGACGGCCUGGAAUUUAUAGCAACCAUUGAAGCUAUAAACUAUCCAAUUUGGGGGUUGCAAUUCCAUCCGGAGAAGAACGUCUACGAAUGGGGUGCCAAUUUAACAUCGGUACCUCAUUGGCCGAGUGCCAUUAAAGCCGGCCAGUAUUUCGCCGAGUUCUUUGUCAAUCAAGCCCGCAAGAGCCAACAUCGUUUCGCCUCUAAACAGGAAGAGGCAACUUACCUGAUUUACAAUUACGCUCCAAUUUACACGGGCAAUGUGUCCAGCAGUUUUCUCCAGUCGUAUUUUUUCGAUUGACUUGCUGGCAUAUUACGUCCAUUACCUGUGUAAAUAUCGAACUUUGUUCGAUCAUUACAAAUUCUUGGUUGAUGACA
This is a messenger RNA of Daphnia carinata, 1166 nucleotides long. RefSeq names its product gamma-glutamyl hydrolase-like. Gene Ontology annotation, biological process: tetrahydrofolylpolyglutamate metabolic process. The coding region runs from base 16 to 1089 and encodes 357 amino acids. Gene Ontology annotation, molecular function: gamma-glutamyl-peptidase activity. The transcript is spliced from 6 exons. The record is from RefSeq and is a predicted model, not a curated record. Lineage: Eukaryota; Metazoa; Arthropoda; Branchiopoda; Diplostraca; Daphniidae. Gene Ontology annotation, cellular component: vacuole.